Molecule: messenger RNA, 1417 nt
Organism: Triticum aestivum (bread wheat)
Lineage: Eukaryota; Viridiplantae; Streptophyta; Magnoliopsida; Poales; Poaceae
Product: serine/threonine-protein kinase PRP4 homolog
Source: RefSeq, a predicted model, not a curated record
AUGACCGAGAGUGUACUGCCUCCUCCUCCUCCUCAAGAUGGAGAAAUGGAUGAGAGUGAAGCAAAUGGUACUGACAAGCCUGAGACAAAUAAGAAGAAGGCAGCAAAGGCUAAGGCUGAAGAUCAGGCCCGGGCUGCUGCCAGGGCUGCAGCGAAGCGGAUGCCUCAAGUUCAGAGAUCUGAAGAAUACAGAAUGCUAAAGAAGAAAGAGAAAAAGAAGAAGGAGAGAAAGCGGCUCGGACUAUGUGAUGCAGCGGAGUACGAUGCCGAUGAAGUUGGUUCAUCUGCUGACUCUCAGGAAGAAGAUGCUGAUAUUUGCCCAUAUGCUGGAGCUGAGGGGCCUUCUGGAGAAGGGAAGGAGGAGAAGACAGGAGAUGCUGCUGAUGAACGACUGUGGGAUCACAGUAAGAACAGGGGGGAAGAAGGUGCUUCUGGGAGUCCAUCUGUUUGUACCAAGGUAGAGGAUGUUGGAGCUGUGGUGUCUUAUGGAGAAGGGAAGCAGGAGAAGAGUGGAGGUUCUUCUGGCAAAAGAAAUGGGCGUCAAGGGAAGAUCGAGGGUAAGGAUGAUGAUGCUGAUAGUCCAUAUGUUGAAGCCCUGCUGACACAGCAGCCUAAGAAUGUUGGAAGUGCAUCGUUCUGUGAUGAUUCUGCCAACAAACAAAGGAAGAACAAGGAAGAAGAGAAUUCUUGUCCUGUUGCAGUGCAGUUGCCAUCUGAAGAAGGCGAUCAAGAGCUGAAGCAACAUGGAGCAUCCCGGCCAUCCUUGAAUUCUCCUGGCAACAGGAGGCACAGGCGCAGAGGUAACAGAAAGAAGGGGGAAGAUGGUUCUGCUUCGAGUCCUAUUGAAGCUCAUGUGCCAUCUGAAAAAACGAAGCAAAACAAGUCAAAUUCUCCUGGCAAUAGAAGGCACAGGCGUCGUGGUAACAGCAAGGAGUUGCAUGAUUCUGCUCUGAGUCCUGAUGAAGCUCAUGUGCCAUCUGAAAAAGGGAAGCAAAAGAAGAAGUGGAAUUCUCCUGGCAACAGAAGGACCAAAAGUCCUGGUAACAGGAAGAAGUCAAAUUCUCCUGGCAACAGAAGGACCAAAAGUCCUGGUAACAGGAAGAAGUCAAAUUCUCCUGGCAACAGAAGGACCAACAGUCCUGGUAACAGGAAGAAGGGAGGGUAAGGAUGAUGAUGCUGAUAGUCCAUAUGUUGAAGCCCUGCUGACACAGCAGCCUAAGAAUGUUGGAAGUGCAUCGUUCUGUGAUGAUUCUGCCAACAAACAAAGGAAGAACAAGGAAGAAGAGAAUUCUUGUCCUGUUGCAGUGCAGUUGCCAUCUGAAGAAGGCGAUCAAGAGCUGAAGCAACAUGGAGCAUCCCGGCCAUCCUUGAAUUCUCCUGGCAACAGGAGGCACAGGCGUAGAGGUAACAGAAAGAAG